Molecule: messenger RNA, 4187 nt
Organism: Sceloporus undulatus (fence lizard)
Lineage: Eukaryota; Metazoa; Chordata; Lepidosauria; Squamata; Phrynosomatidae
Gene: GNA13
Product: G protein subunit alpha 13
Exons: 4
Coding region: 93-1226 (377 amino acids)
Biological process (GO): Rho protein signal transduction; adenylate cyclase-activating G protein-coupled receptor signaling pathway
Cellular component (GO): brush border membrane; heterotrimeric G-protein complex
Molecular function (GO): G-protein beta/gamma-subunit complex binding; guanyl nucleotide binding; GTPase activity
Source: RefSeq, a predicted model, not a curated record
AAUGGCGUCCCCUCGGCGCAGGCGCAGAGCGUCCCAAGGCCGGGGCGGCCGCUCCCUGGCUUGGCAGCGCUGCUCCUGUGUCUCUCUCUAAGAUGGCGGAUUUCCUGCCGUCGCGGUCGCCGCUGGCGGUCUGCUUCCCGGGCUGCCUACUGAACAGCAGCGAGGCCGAGCAGCAGCGCAAGUCCAAGGAGAUCGACAAGUGCCUCUACCGCGAGAAGACCUACGUCAAGCGGCUGGUCAAGAUCCUACUGCUGGGCGCCGGCGAGAGCGGCAAGAGCACCUUCCUCAAGCAGAUGCGCAUCAUCCACGGACAGGACUGGGACCGCGCCGCCCGGGAGGAGUUCAGGGCCACCAUCUACAGCAACGUCAUCAAGGGUGUAAGAGUUCUUGUAGAUGCUCGAGAGAAACUUCAUAUUUCUUGGGGAAAUCCUGCUAACCAAACAAAUGGUGACAAGCUGAUGGCCUUUGAUACUCGCUCAGGAGUGGCAGUGCAGGGGAUGGUGGAGACCCAGGUUUUUUUACAGUAUCUUCCAGCAAUAAAAGCUUUGUGGGCAGAUAGUGGUAUCCAGCAUGCCUAUGACAGACGCAGAGAAUUUCAGUUGGGGGAAUCCAUAAAAUAUUUCCUGGACAACUUGGAUAAACUUGGAGAACCAGACUAUCUUCCCUCUCAGCAAGAUAUUCUACUGGCACGAAGACCUACCAAAGGGAUCCAUGAGUACGAUUUUGAGAUUAAAAAUGUUCCCUUCAAGAUGGUUGAUGUGGGUGGCCAAAGGUCAGAGCGAAAACGUUGGUUUGAAUGCUUUGACAGUGUCACUUCAAUACUAUUCCUGGUUUCAUCAAGUGAAUUUGACCAGGUACUUAUGGAGGAUCGACUAACAAAUCGCCUUACAGAAUCUCUGAACAUUUUUGAAACUAUAGUCAACAAUCGGGUUUUCAGCAAUGUCUCUAUCAUUCUCUUCCUAAACAAGACAGACUUACUUGAGGAAAAAGUGCAAAAAGUGAGCAUCAAGGACUACUUCCCAGAUUUUGAAGGUGAUCCUCAUAACUUAACAGAUGUCCAAAAAUUCCUGGUGGAUUGUUUUCGUACCAAACGCCGGGACCAGCAGCAGAAGCCAUUAUACCACCAUUUCACCACUGCUAUUAAUACAGAAAAUAUCCGCCUUGUGUUUCGUGAUGUCAAGGAUACCAUCCUUCAUGACAACCUCAAGCAGCUCAUGCUACAGUAAUGGGCAAAAAGACUUUGGGUUAAUAGUUUACAGCAGGAGUUGGGGGGAAACCGGUCUUGUUAGACCUCAUUGAGUGUGGGUAAAGGCUGCUGCUGUUCAAGUUAUUGCCAAUUUCUCUUGAAAUUAAGGCUUUAAUUUUUUCCACUGUAACUUUCUUUUCAAUCAGUUUUAAUUUCUUAACAGACUUUUAAGAACUAACUCCCAAGUUUUAACCUUUUCCAUCUUUUUCAGAUUGAUAAAAGCUUGUACUCCUGUAACAUCUAUUCAUGUAUAGACAAUGUGGUUGAAAGAAUUUACUUUGGAAAUUCGCUAAUGCGGUUUUGGCAUUUGAAAUUGUUACAGCAGAGACCUGAUAUAACUCUGGACUGCUCCCCAAGCUUGGCCAACCACUACCACUCAUUCUGUGUGGGAAACAGCUCUCGUCUGCCCAAUAGUUAAGGUGUACUUGAAGUUUACAGAUGUGUUUAUGCUUCCAUGCCAAUAGAGGGUGCUUACAAAUGGUACCAGAAAGGAAAACAAUUCUGGCCCACUCCCACUGAAUAUUUUAAUCAAAGUGAAUACUGUACAAAUGAUUGCUGAUAGCUCUUACAGUUAGAGAAAUCUAUGCUUUUAUAGUUUGAUGCUAACAUAGCUUAAAGCACACAACUGCUUUUAGCUUUUAAACGCCUGUCAUUUUCUGUGAAUAAGCCAUUGUUGAAGAAAGCUCCUUUUUUUCUUUUGGUUUAGUUAGAACAGAUAUUGUAGUUGGGGUAAUCAAGAAAGCCAAGCAUGAGAUUUGUUUCUGCUAAACAGUGACAGUAUUUAUAGCUGUCAGAUGCAACUUGUUAAAGUAGUAUGACAACACUGAGAGUGUACACAGCUGUAGUUGACACAGUGCUGGCCAUUAUAUCAGAAAAAAGGGCAAAACUUGUUUUUAAAAAACAAAAAGCGCUGAAUGAUCUACAAAUAACAUAUAAUACUGCAAAAAACUGAAAUGAAAAAAGGAUAGCACAUUUCACUUUGAUUGCCACACAUCUCAAUAAUUCAGCCUACAAACAAAUACAGGUAAUGAAAAUAAAACAGAGGUGUUUUUUACUAUUUUUCAUCUCAGUUUUGAGGAUGCUGGUGAUAUUUUGAUUUCUCAGGAAUUCGUUAAAAGCCCAUACAUUACUGGCUAGACAUCCUAGUUUAACUGUAACUUUUAUCACAGGUUUUGUAAUACUAUGCUUAAGAGAUAACUUCUACAAAAGCAAUUAGCACUUAUGUCUGUUUUAAUACUUUACUGCCAUAAAUAUGUGAAUGAUUAACAUGACCAGAGAUUAGGAGCACAACUUCCUUUUUAUUGCAUGAAUGUAGUACAUUGCUAGGACUCUGAAAUGCUUUGUGCUACUAGUAAGUAAUCAUUGUGGAAGGAAAUCAGCAAAAUGUCCAUUAUUUUGAAAACUACUUUAAUUUUUGCCACAUAUUAGAUGUGGGUAACAUGAGAACUUUUGCAGACUAAGUGCUUUAAUAGAAUAGGCUUGGCUUUCUCAGCACUUCAGUGGACCUAAUCCAAUGCUAGUAUAUGCUGUACUGUAAUUUAAAGCAGAACCUUUUUAACCUAAAGUGCCUGUUUUGUUUUCCUUGCAGUGUCCUUAACAUGAAUGCCAGUUUACCUGAUAGUGGCCUUAGUUGGGAAAGAGGGAGCAAGCACUCCAUUGCCAGAAUAAAGCACACAUAGCACAGAACUGAUCAUAUUGCUAGGAAAUGUAUAAAUGUCAUCAGCAGAUUUUUGAAGCUUCUAAAGGGAAACAGUAUAUAUAGGGGUGUCAUUUCUCCUGCACCUGAAUUCUUUCAGAAUUCUAUCAAAAAUUGUAUAUUAGAAUGGGGUUAGACUUGCUGGGCUCCUGUCUACAAAGUAGUAUAUGAGUAAAUAAAGUACCUGUUUUUAAUCAGCUUCCCCACCAGGUUUAGCUAACAAAUCAAGAUAUAUGUAAAACUCUGUAUAUGAAGAAAUAAGAAUAAAUGUUGACUCAGUUUUAUAAUAGGGUUUUAUAAUGUGAGUCAGAUGUACCAUUGUGUUCUAGAAAGAUAGCUAUAAAAAGACAUGGCUUUGAGGAAAAAAUGUAUAUGCAAUCAGAGUGAAGGACAUGCUGCAUUGGACAUGUAAUCUCACAUGUACAUUUCCUCCUAUGCUAUUUUUUUUUAAAUCAAAGCAGCUGUGGAAUGGCCCAAAUAGGAUGAGAUGGGCAGAAAAAAACUGCUUACAUGUGCUGUGUUUAAUUUACGUAAUUAUAAUAAAUCAGUGUUGACACACCAUAAACCUUGAAACAGAUUGUGGGUUUUGAGUAAGCAAUGUCACAGACUACAGUUUAUCACCACCCUACACAAGCUAGCCAUCAGCAUGUAUAGAACAGGACACUUACGGUUUCUUUCCUUUCUGCUGUCCUGAUAUAAAUCCCGGUCACAGAGGGUUCUAGGCUAUAGGCCACCUAUCUAGGAGUCUUGGAGUACAUUGUGACAUAUUUUACAGUUGCCACUAUGCAAUGCUUUGAAGAUGUUCUAGUGGUCCCUUAUAGUGCAAAAAACAAAACAAAACUAAAAAUAAGUAUCUUGCUAAGAGGAGUGGCUUAGCCAUCUAAAUACACCCUAAGAAUGUCAAAAUCUACAUUUUAAGUAGAAAUAAUGUUAAAACCUUGUAUUUCAGAUAAUUUUCAAAUUACAGUUGUUUCUUCAUAUCCACGGAUUCAUUACCCAUGGAGUCAACCAUCCUUGACUUGAAAAUAUUCCAAAAAGAUACAAAUUCCAAAAAGCAAGCCUUGAUUUUGCCAUUUUAUAUAAAGGUCACCAUUUCACUAUGCUAUUGUAUUUAAUGGGAGUUGAGUAGCCACAGAUCUUGGCAUCCAUGGGAGUCCUGGAACCAAAGCCCCAGUGAAUACCAAGGGCCCACUGUAUAGGCCUAUUUUGCCAGAUAAAGAUUUUCUCUAUCUUAAAACAAUAUUU